AUGAGCGAUGAAAAUAUAAUUUGACAAAAAGAAAUGUUUUGCGUCUAUGUAUUGGGUCAAGUAAUUAGUUGAAAUCAUCUGUAAAAUAGAAGUGAUAUAUUUGAAGUACAACUCCCAGAGAUUAAAUAGAGAAGUCGGGGGUUAUAUUGAAAGCAGAAUGCGAAUCUGAAGCCGCAGCACAGGAAGCAAGCGAUCUCAAAAGGAACGUAUUGGUUUUACACACAAACAAAACAGCGGUUGAAGAGAUGAGAGGAGACACUGCUGGCCUGAAGGGACUUUCAUUCAUUUUAAAAUCUCAUGAGGACCAGAACGCCAUGGCGCUCGGUGAGGAAGAUAGGGAGACAGCGGCCGAGACAUCUCCCCCGGUCACUGAGGUGCAUCACAAAAGUAAAGAAGGAUCCAGCCUGUUGCAUAUAGAGGAGAAGUUAUUUGUAUCCAGUCUGCACUCCUUCAUGAAGGAACGGGGUUCGCCCAUUGAAAGGAUUCCACAUUUGGGCUUCAAACAGAUUGACCUUUGGAUGAUCUUCAAGGCAGUUGAGAAAUUGGGUGGAUAUAAUUCAGUGACAGCACGACGCCUGUGGAAGAAAGUGUACGAUGAACUGGGAGGGAGUCCCGGUAGCACCAGUGCUGCAACCUGCACUCGCAGACACUAUGAGAGGCUAGUGUUGCCUUACGAAAGACACCUAAAAGGAGAAGAUGAUAAGCCUCUGCCUCUCAGCAAACCAAGGAAGCCUUAUAAAAGGAAUUCGGGAGGGAAAAUAAAAGCAGCGUGGAAGGGGAAAAGGAGCAAAACAGACAGAGAAAAAGAUUCGGAGAGGCUGCUUUCAGAGGCUGCUAGUCGGAGUGGAGCAGUGGUGCAUCCUGAUUCUGCUUUCUGGUCAGCUAACACUGACAGGCACCAGCCACAAGUGCCUCUUGCCCCCGACUUUUAUGCAUAUUCACACCUGCUGCACAGCCCCGCAACAACAGCGUGGCCUGCGAACAUCUCCUCAGCUGUUGGAGAGGUCAUCUCUCCUCUGGAGAAAAAGAAGCGCGUAGCAAAGGCCAGCCUUCGAGCGGAUCCGCAAGAGGAGAGUGACAGCGCUUCUGUUAUCCACCGCUCUACGUCACCAGCCUCUGCCAGCCACAAGUGUGACUCCUCUGACAGCUCUCCUCGGCCUCUCUCUUCCUCCUCCUUCUCCUCCAGGAGCCCAUCCCUGUGCUCCAUCUUAUCAGAGGACGAACAGAACUCUGCACCGAGCUCAGAUUUGGACCCCGAUUGUUUCAUCCAAAAUGAUGACACCCCCAGGGGACAAACGUCAAAAGAUACAACAGGAGAGAGGAAAGAUAGAUAUCAAGUCAACUCCUCAAAGGAUAAAAAUCACAUUAGAGAGCCUAAAGCGUCCACCAAAGACCUCACAUAUUCCUUUCACUCUUCGACCAAAUUGAAGUCUGACUCUUCCUCUGGUUUCAUCAAAGUUUUGACCAAAUCGGCACAGUUACCGCGCCCCGCGCCUAUCUGGCCAGGCCACAGAAUCCAACAUGGGGCUUUGAUGCAUCACAGCAAAUCUUUAAAAAACAUCCCUCCGGACUCAUUGCCCUCAUGGGAAACGUUCAGGGCAAUGCCAACAAAGUUUCCUCCCACCCAGCAGAGGCCAUGCCACGCCACUUACACCACGCCGUCUUACAACAUGUCAGUGAGAGACUCUCAUCUCCAGACCACGCUGCAGCAAACGGCCUUCCUCCCCAGAAUAAGAAUACCUCAGUCUCAGGUCCCAUACCGCCAUCUUCCUGUCAGUACGCCUCACUCUGCUCUCAUUUACCCCUACCCGUACACCAUCCCUCUGUGGGGUCCCCGCACUUCAUACACCAUUCCCACCUUUUAUACUCAACACAAACUGUGAUUAUUUCAUUUUAUCUACAGGUGUUAGCAAUUUCAACUUGUGGAAAAAUACCUUUCUUAUAAAUUCAGUGGAAUCUCCAAACACUCAUGGAUUUGCAUAUUCAUGGAUUUCAUAAUUUGGAUUUUCCCCAUUUUUUAUGGGAUUUUAACUCUUUGUUCCCUACGCUUUUUGUGGAACUGUUAAUUGUGUUUUUAAACCCCAAAAUAGGGGGAGGAUAAUUACCGGUAGUUGCCCUUGCACUUGACAAAUCUAGUGCAACCCACCAAUUGCCAUUCAUACAACAGAUUUGUACCUUUUUGUUCAACUGGGUCGUAGAUUUUACACUGAGAAAGUAAAUUUGUGAGUAAACGGAAACAAGUCUAUCAGUAUUUCGGAUACUUUUUGGAAAAUACGUGUGUUAUUUAGUAUAGUUUAUUGUUUUGGUUCCUUUUUAAAAUGUACAAACAUCGACUGCCAAAAAUGUUAAGACCGGAGUAUCGCCUUCAAUUUCAUUUGAAACAACAUUUAUAAAUAUGUCAAAAUCCUGGGACAAGCUGCAAAGUUUAAUAAAAGUUAAAUAUACUAUCA
This is a messenger RNA of Hippocampus zosterae (dwarf seahorse), 2450 nucleotides long. RefSeq names its product AT rich interactive domain 5A (MRF1-like) (gene arid5a). Lineage: Eukaryota; Metazoa; Chordata; Actinopteri; Syngnathiformes; Syngnathidae. The record is from RefSeq and is a predicted model, not a curated record. Gene Ontology annotation, cellular component: nucleus. Gene Ontology annotation, biological process: regulation of transcription by RNA polymerase II. Gene Ontology annotation, molecular function: transcription cis-regulatory region binding. The transcript has 7 exons. Bases 246 to 1883 code for a protein of 545 amino acids.